This is a messenger RNA of Lodderomyces parapsilosis, 1098 nucleotides long. RefSeq names its product UDP-glucose:hexose-1-phosphate uridylyltransferase (gene GAL7). Gene Ontology annotation, biological process: beta-D-galactose catabolic process via UDP-galactose, Leloir pathway. The transcript has a single exon. Lineage: Eukaryota; Fungi; Ascomycota; Pichiomycetes; Serinales; Debaryomycetaceae. Bases 1 to 1098 code for a protein of 365 amino acids. Gene Ontology annotation, molecular function: zinc ion binding; UDP-glucose:hexose-1-phosphate uridylyltransferase activity. The record is from RefSeq and is a predicted model, not a curated record. Gene Ontology annotation, cellular component: cytoplasm.
AUGACUCAAACUUUUGACUUUACAAAUCACUCGCAUAGACGCUAUAAUCCAUUGAACAACAGGUAUGUUCUUUGUUCUCCCCACCGAGCCAAAAGACCAUGGCAAGGUGCUAAAGAAGAAAUCAAAAAGACAUUAUUGCCCGAUUAUGAUCCUAAAUGCUACUUGUGCCCGGGCAAUAUUAGAGCCACUGGGGAUGUGAAUCCAAAUUAUGAAACAACCUACAUUUUUCCAAAUGACUACCCAGCAGUGAAAUUAGAUCAACCUGAUUACACUGAAGACGCCCAGAAGAACGGUUUAAAGAAGAAGCUUUUCAAAACACAAGGUGUCAAGGGCAAGUGCUUUGUCAUUUGUUUUUCUCCCAAACACAAUGUCACCAUACCGUUAAUGUCAAUUGAUGAGCUUACCACGGUGGUGAAUACUUGGCAAACGUUGUACAACGACCUUUUAUUGGAAACACAACAGAAAGUGGCACCUUACAAGUACUUGCAGAUUUUUGAAAACAAGGGAUUUGCAAUGGGGUGUUCCAACCCCCACCCUCAUGGACAAGCUUGGUGUUUGGAUGUUGUACCUACAGAAGUGGAAGACGAACUUAACAAUAUGGAAAAGUAUUACAAAGAAAACAGUUCACACUUGUUGGGCGAUUACGUCCAAUUGGAAAUGCAAGAAAAGGUUCGUAUUGUUGCUGAGAAUGACUCUUUUAUUGUGGUUGUGCCAUAUUGGGCAUUGUGGCCAUUUGAAACGUUGCUCAUUUCAAAGGAACAUUUGAAAUCUAUAAGAGAUUUCACCGACAAGCACAAAUACGAUUUAGCAUCAAUUUUGAAAACAUUGACCAUCAAGUAUGACAAUUUAUUCAAUACAUCAUUCCCGUAUUCAAUGGGCAUUCACCAAGAGCCGUUCGAGUGCUCGCAUGAGCAUCACGAAUGUGCCUGGUUUCAUAUGCAUUUUUAUCCGCCGUUGUUAAGAUCAGCUACAGUUAAAAAGUUUUGUGUUGGAUUCGAAAUGUUGGGGGAAGCUCAAAGGGAUUUGACUAGUGAGCAAGCUGCAGCAAGAUUACAAGAAUUGGAUGGUGAAAAGCAUUAUAUGGAGUUAGUAAAGUGA